UGGAGGAUUCCGUUUAUUCAUCUUCUGUCAUAUGCUUGAAGAUAGAUGGUCAGUGGUCAGAAUGUCAUUCAGUAUCACCAUGAACCUGGUUUUGCUACUUUCAACUUCCAUUCUCUGUAUUGGAGUGUUUUCAGAAGAGGCUUCGAAACCUGAUGUUGUGAAUGUUGGAGCUAUCUUCACAUUUGGUACUAUCAAUGGGAAAGUUGCAAAGGUUGCAAUGAAGGCUGCUGAGAAUGAUAUUAACUCUGAUCCAAGUGUUCUUGGUGGUAGGAAAUUGACUAUAAGCCUGCAUGAUUCUAACUACAGCUCAUUUCUUGGCAUUAUUGGAGCAUUGCAGUUUAUGGAGAGUGAUAAAGUAGCAAUAAUUGGUCCACAAAGUUCUGUGAUGGCCCACGUCCUAUCACAUCUUGUAAAUGAACUCCAUGUUCCACUAUUGUCAUUCACGGCCCUAGAUCCCAGCCUGUCACCUCUCCAGUAUCCUUUCUUUGUUCAAACAGCCCCAAAUGACCUAUUCCAGAUGAUUGCCAUUGCUGAGAUGGUUAGUUAUUUUGGUUGGACUGAUGUAAUUGCUCUUUUUAGUGAUGAUGAUCAGAGCCGAAAUGGUAUAAUCACAUUAGGUGAUAAACUUUCAGAGAGACGUUGCAGAAUUUCUUAUAAAGGUGCACUUUCACCAGACCUAACAGCAACGCGAAGUGAAGUUUCUAGAGAAUUAGCUAAGAUUCAAAUGAUGGAAUCUCGAGUAAUUGUUCUUCACACUUUCUCAAAAACAGGUCUCUUGGUCUUUGAAGUGGCCAAGAGCCUUGGAAUGAUGGGGAAAGGAUAUGUUUGGAUAGCUUCUAGUUGGCUGUCCACUGUUCUAGAUUCAACUUCUCCACUUAAAUCAGAGACGGCAAACUCAAUCCGAGGAGCACUAACACUUCGUCCUCAUACACCUGAUUCGAAAAGGAAAAGGAAUUUUAUGUCUCGUUGGAACCAGCUGAGUAAUGGUUCUAUUGGGUUUAACCCUUAUGGUCUAUAUGCCUAUGAUACUGUUUGGAUGAUUGCUCGUGCAGUAAAGUUGUUACUAGAUCAGGGCGGCACCAUUUCAUUUUCCAAUGAUUCAAGAUUAAAUGCUUUUGUUGGGAGGACUCUUAACCUUUCUGCAUUAAAUACAUUUGAUGGUGGGAAGCAGUUACUUGAUAACAUAUUGGAGACAAAUAUGACAGGUCUGACAGGCCCUAUUCUGUUUAAUCAAGAGAGAUCCCUGAUAAAUCCUUCAUAUGACAUUAUUAAUGCAAUUGAAACUGGGUAUCAACAUAUUGGAUACUGGUCUAACUACUCCGGUCUUUCGAUUGUGCCACCAGAGACACUUUAUAGUAAAAAGCCUAACCGUUCUAGUUCAAACCAACAGUUAGACAGUGUGGUAUGGCCUGGAGGAGAAACAACAAAGCCUCGUGGAUGGGUUUUUCCGAACAAUGGAAGAGAACUAAGAAUUGGAAUUCCAAAGCGAGUUAGCUACCGAGACUUUGUGUUGCUAGUCAAUGGCACGGAUAAUGUGAAAGGAUAUUGCAUAGACGUAUUCCUUGCUGCAAUUAGAUUGCUUCCAUAUGCUGUUCCAUACAGGUUCAUUCCAUUUGGAGAUGGCCAUAAGAACCCAAGCUAUUAUGAGCUUGUCAAUAAAGUUAGUGCCGGUGUCUUUGAUGGUGUGGUAGGUGACAUUGCCAUUGUGACAAACCGAACAAAAAUGGUAGACUUCACUCAGCCAUAUAUAGAAUCAGGGCUGGUUGUGGUAGCUCCAGUCAACAAGAUAAGUUCGAGUCCUUGGUCCUUCUCGCGGCCAUUUACUCCAUUAAUGUGGGCAGUCACAGCAGCGUUUUUUGUCAUUGUGGGAGCAGUUGUGUGGAUCCUUGAACAUAGAAUAAAUGAUGAAUUCCGGGGCCCUCCUAAGCAGCAAAUUGUCACAAUUUUGUGGUUCAGCUUCUCUACAAUGUUUUUUGCCCAUAGAGAAAAUACAGUGAGCUCGCUGGGACGCCUUAUACUGAUUAUCUGGCUUUUUGUAGUUCUGAUAAUCAACUCAAGCUACAUUGCAAGCCUGACAUCAAUCCUCACGGUGCAACAGUUAUCAUCACCCAUCAAAGGAAUUGAUACCUUAAUUAGUAGCAAUGAACCAAUAGGCUUCCAAGUAGGGUCUUUUGCUGAAAACUAUCUGAUAGAGGAACUGAAUAUUCCAAAAUCAAGACUUGUUUCUCUUGGCUCACCAGAAGAAUAUGCCCAUGCCCUGCAGAGUAGAAGGGUAGCUGCAAUAAUUGAUGAGCGACCAUAUGUGGACCUCUUCCUCUCAGACCACUGCAAAUUCUCAAUCAGAGGCCAGGAGUUUACUAAAAGUGGAUGGGGAUUUGCAUUUCCUAAAGACUCUCCAUUAGCCAUUGACAUGUCUACUGCCAUUCUUGCUCUAUCUGAGAAUGGUGAGCUUCAGAAGAUUCAUGACAGAUGGCUGUCAAGAAAGGCUUGUAGUUCUGAUAGUUCUGAGGCUGAAUCCGAACAGCUUGACUUACAAAGCUUCUGGGGGCUAUUCCUUAUAUGUGGAAUUGCAUGUGUUCUUGCUCUCCUCAUGUACUUUUCGUUGAUGUUUCGCCAGUUCAGCCGGCACUGUCCUGAGGAACCUGAUUCUACCAGCCCUGUAAGCUCCCGUUCUGCACGUCUUCAAACAUUUCUAUCAUUCGCUGAUGGGAAGGUAGAGAAACCCAAAAGCAGCUCAAAAAGAAAACGUGAGAGUAUUUCAGGAAAUGGUUAUCAUAAAGGGGAGGAAUCGACUUUUAGAUCGGGAAGGAUUGAGAGGGACAUUUCCCAUGAAAGGCAGAGUGGUGGCUCGUGGCUUGUUAAAUAAUAUGGUCAGUUGCAAUUGAAUACUACUACUCUCACGGAUCACUUCAUCCUCCAGUUUAGAAGGAUCGGCUUUGAAGUUUUAGGUAGAGAUUGUUUACCCCAUUCUCUGCUCCAGUGGUCCUCCUGGGGUUUCAGCUGAUUCAAUCAUCUAUAGAGGCAUUAACUUAAAAAUGUAACAUAUUAGUUAUAUGAUUAUGAUCUAUAAGAAACAGUGUAAAAGUAAUGUUUCUCAAGUAUAACACUUCACAGCAUAUGGAAUUGAUCACUGCA
Molecule: messenger RNA, 3135 nt
Organism: Theobroma cacao (cacao)
Lineage: Eukaryota; Viridiplantae; Streptophyta; Magnoliopsida; Malvales; Malvaceae
Gene: GLR2
Product: glutamate receptor 2
Cellular component (GO): membrane
Molecular function (GO): ligand-gated monoatomic ion channel activity
Source: RefSeq, a predicted model, not a curated record